GUCCCUCUUCCCUACCUCCCGCCCUCCCAUCGCGGCCCGCCUCCGGCCAGCGGCACCCGCUCCGCCCGGCGCUCCGCGGCUCCCGGCCCCGCCGCCUGCCCCUCCGCGGCUCCGCCGAGCCAGCAGAGCCGCGCUCCCCUCCCAUGCACGGUGCUGCGCCGCCCAGGGACCUCCGCGCUCGCCCGGGAGCCGCCGCUGUGUGAAAGAAAAUGUCAGUCAGCAUGCAUGAAAAUCGGAAGUCUAGGGCCAGUACUGGCUCCAUAAACAUAUACUUGUUCCACAAGUCAUCCUAUGCUGAUAGUGUCCUUACUCACCUGAACCUUCUGCGCCGGCAGCGUCUCUUUACAGAUGUACUUCUCCAUGCUGGGAACAGGUCAUUCCCCUGCCACAGAGCAGUUCUAGCUGCUUGUAGCCGCUAUUUUGAAGCAAUGUUCAGCGGAGGACUGAAAGAGAGCCAGGACAGUGAAGUCAACUUUCAUAAUUCGAUUCACCCAGAAGUGUUGGAGCUUCUUCUGGACUAUGCCUAUUCCUCCAGGGUUAUCAUCAAUGAGGAGAAUGCAGAGUCACUGCUGGAGGCUGGUGACAUGCUGGAGUUUCAGGACAUUCGGGAUGCUUGUGCAGAAUUUUUGGAGAAAAACCUCCACCCCACCAACUGUCUUGGCAUGCUGCUGCUGUCGGAUGCUCACCAGUGUACCAAGCUGUAUGAGCUCUCUUGGAGGAUGUGCCUUAGCAACUUCCAGAGUAUCAGUAAAAGUGAAGACUUCCUCCAGCUACCAAAAGACAUGGUAGUGCAGCUCCUUUCCAGUGAAGAAUUAGAAACUGAAGAUGAAAGGCUGGUGUAUGAAUCAGCUAUCAACUGGGUCAACUAUGACCUGAGUAAGCGUCACUGUUACCUGCCAGAGCUAUUGCAGACAGUGAGACUGGCCCUCUUGCCAGCCAUAUACCUUAUGGAGAAUGUGGCCAUGGAAGAACUUAUCACCAAGCAAAAGAAAAGCAAGGAGAUUGUAGAAGAAUCAAUAAGAUGCAAGUUAAAGAUCUUACAGAAUGAUGGAGUCGUCACUAGCUUGUGUGCCAGACCCCGUAAAACAGGCCAUUCACUUUUUCUUUUGGGUGGCCAAACCUUUAUGUGUGACAAGCUGUAUCUAGUGGAUCAAAAGGCAAAAGAGAUCAUUCCAAAGGCUGAUAUACCAAGUCCACGGAAAGAGUUCAGUGCUUGUGCGAUAGGCUGCAAAGUGUAUAUCACUGGGGGACGAGGAUCAGAAAAUGGAGUCUCCAAAGACGUGUGGGUGUAUGACACCCUUCAUGAGGAGUGGUCGAAGGCUGCUCCCAUGCUGGUAGCUAGGUUUGGGCAUGGCUCUGCUGAGCUUAAGCACUGUUUGUAUGUGGUAGGAGGACACACUGCAGCAACUGGUUGCCUUCCAGCUUCCCCUUCAGUAUCCUUAAAGCAAGUAGAACAAUAUGACCCUGUGACCAACAAAUGGACCAUGGUUGCCCCACUGCGAGAGGGAGUAAGCAAUGCAGCUGUGGUCAGUGCAAAGCUGAAGCUGUUUGCUUUUGGAGGUACCAGCGUUAGCCACGACAAGCUGCCCAAAGUUCAGUGCUAUGAUCAGUGUGAAAACAGAUGGACAGUACCAGCCACCUGCCCUCAGCCCUGGCGCUACACAGCUGCAGCUGUUCUGGGUAACCAGAUUUUUAUUAUGGGUGGAGAUACUGAAUUCUCUGCAUGCUCUGCUUACAAAUUCAACAGUGAGGCAUACCAAUGGACUAAGGUAGGAGAUGUGACAGCUAAGCGAAUGAGCUGCCAUGCAGUGGCAUCUGGAAACAAAUUGUAUGUGGUUGGAGGCUACUUUGGCAUUCAGAGGUGCAAAACACUGGACUGUUAUGAUCCCACAUUAGAUGUAUGGAACAGCAUAACAACUGUGCCCUAUUCACUAAUUCCCACGGCAUUUGUCAGCACAUGGAAGCACCUCCCCUCCUAAUUGUGUAUAUGUUGCAAUUACAAAUUAUCAGUUUGCUUCUUUGUUUGGAGAAGAGAAUUGGAACCUCAGAUCUGGAGAAGUGAUUUUAAUGAAGAAUCGUUUGGCAUCUCUUGCAUUUGAAGAAAAUCCUCUGCAUCUUGUAAAGUAUACAACCUAGACAUGAAGGAAUGGGAGAAAAAUACCCACGUGUCUUCAGUGCUUCAAUACAUGGUUUACAUAUGAAUGGACAAACCCGUGCUCUGGUUCUUGUGUUAAUAAUUGUGGAUUAAUGCCAAUAUUAAUCAGUCCUUCAAAGGCGAGAAAGAAGAGACAGAACUUCUCUGAGCUGUGCAUCGUGCAGCACUCAAUUUCCAUGGACUCCACUAUUUUUAUGUGAAAUUCGAAAUGGUUGUCACCUCUCUUUGCUGUUGUUUGAAAUGUCAGCUGGAGGAGAAGCAGGCCAGGUCUGAAACAGCAAGAUGCUGCUGUGACUGAGGAUACAGCAGUAUUGCUGCUGAACUCUGCUGACUGGAGAGUACUUGUCUGUGGGCAGUGCCUACAGCAUCAUUUAGACCUUGUGUUGCAUUACCCUGUGUGCUUCGUAAGGAACAGUCCAGUGGUGAAAUGUUUUUGCAAUAGUGGGGAACAAAAGUUACAUCCCUCCAAUACUCCUUGUUCCUAUUCUUCCUUGUAUUUAUAAGUAGUUCAAACUGUCCUACUCCUAUUUUGUUACUUGUUGUAGAUAUAGUUAUUUAUUGUUCAGUACUUGCAUGCUGAAACAAUGCCUGCAAUUGUCUUCAUGUUGCAAGGACUUGUGUGAAUUGUAUGUUUUGCACAUAUUGUGAUUGCUGACUUGCUCUGCUGCACAAAGGAAGAAAACUGUUGGGUAACAGUUGGAGGUGGGAGGGAGGAGUGGCUUUCCAGUUGGAAAUGGAAGGAUUAUAAGACAGGAUCUUAAAUCACACAUGUACUAAGGGAAGAAGCCAUGGAGGUCACUUUCUCAGGCCACCAGCUUCCCAGGUUGCAUGUGGUGUGUCUUAUAGAUGGUGUCCUUGCAACAUUUCAUUUGUUGGUCAUGCCUUUCAAUUUCUAAUCUGGAAAUAGCCAAAGUCUCUUGCAAUUCUCUCUUUGUGCAGCUUCCCAAUUGCAAUGCAAAUACUGUGGAAGAGCUUCUGGAUACCCAGCCCAGAUGAAGUCAUUGUUCAAACUUAUUUAUUUAUUUAUUGGGUUGGAGAAGGGUUACCUACAAUAUAGUCACAUUGUCAUGAAGGAGUGGAGAAUGGUGAUUCAAGAAUAAAAACAAACAAACCUCAAGAUAGGUUAGUGAUGAAGUCUUUAAAAAAGGGAGAAGAAAGAGCAGCAAUUUUGCACUGACUGGAUUGCCUCAUCCAUCUGGAUCUCAGAUGGUAAUCUGAGUGGCCAGAUGUCAAAGAUGCAAGUGCUCUAGAAAAAUUCUUAUGGGGAUAAAAGAUGAAUUUCAAACCUCUAAAAAAAAAAAAAGCCCUCAAACUCUUCUGCUUUUUAUUUUCCUUAUCCAGGUGUGUCAUUAGUCACUUGGUUACUCAAAGUGUCAGAUGCAAUCCUGAGAAACCAAACUCUGAUUUUUAAAUAAAAUUGUUUCUUAUCAUUCUGGUAUUUAGACAGAGAUGAAACUACUCUUUUUCUUCAGAAUUUCAGAAGCUUGUGUUUCACAGGUACUUUCUUUGCCAGAUCCUGUAAUGAAGCAUGUCUUGUAUUGUUUGUUUUUUUUUUUUUUUUAAAUGUUUCUGAAGCCCGUCUUAACUGGCACAUUCAGUAACAUGGUUGGUGUGUGCUGUGGUGUAAGUAAACAGCUGCAUGCGUGCAUGCAAAACAAAAAUAGUCACACUGGUGAUGCUUGCCUUUCUCUCUGUGACAGUGAUAUUGCUGUAUUUGUGAAAGCUUUGUCAUCUGAAAGUGUUUACAUUGGUCACUGGAAGUUUCUCUGUGCUGCCUUACAUUUGAUUUGCUGUUUGGAGUAGACUUACAUUUCAGAAAUAAAGUAUUUGGAGUCCUGUGAAUGCCGACAGAACAUUGAUUAGUUAGUGAAGGCAUUAACAGUUUUUUAAAAAGGUGAGGUCCUAGUUUUUUAAAAAGGUGAGCUAGAUGUGAUAAAAUUCUAGUUCUGUUGGUUAAACUGAUUCCUUGAGAUGAUAGAUUUAAAAGGUGUUUAAACCCACAACCUCUCCACCCUCAUCCCCCCCUUAGAUGGCCUUUAAGCAAUAGGAAAACAGAUAGGGUAGAUCUCUGUUCUAUAUCCCUGUAUUUGCACAGGUUGCCAUGUUGAAGCAAACAACCUUGAUUUUUUGUUGCCUUUUAUCUUGUGGAUCACUGUCAGGAGUGUGAAGGGAGCCGUAAAGUCAGACUUCCUGUGCUUUGCUUGUCCUCUCCCCAGGCACUAGCAGCUACAUGAGAUACAAGGAAGUAAAGAACCAGGUCCCCAGGGGCCUCCUUCUUUGAAUAAGGAUAUAUAGCUUUGAGACCUGUAUGCUCUGUCAAGCUGAUUAGAGUCCAGAGGUGGACGCCCUGCGUCUAUCUAUUUAGCUUAUGAAAUGUGGUUUGUAGUCCUAUGGAACCUCCAAAAGUGGGAUGAAUUUUCUGCAGCUGUUUUCAAAGUUGUGGUCUGCUUUCAAGUCCUCAGUUAAUUCCUGUGUGUAGGCUGAAGGAAGCUGAAGUCAGGGUGGGCCUCUGCCUCUGCAGGGAAUACACUAGCCUCUUGCUCUUUGAAUUGAUGUGGGAAUCCUGGCUAACUGUUUGACCAUUCCAGUCCUGUAAAGCACCCCACACUUGGAAGCAAAUGCAGUUCACAGGGAAGUGCACACAAAACCUCUGGCAUAAGAGGGGGAGGUUCCUCUUAUUUUGCAGGCUGGUUGCUAUAGAAACAUUUAACAAAGGACAGCCUUCCUCUUCUGGUAUAAUUGUGCAGCCCCUUUUCCAUACGUCUGACACCUGUCGGAAUAAGUGUGAUUAGAACAGAAUAAUUUCCUGACCAUUGAAGAUGUGGUUCAUGUGCUAAAAGAAAACUCUGCAAGUGAAGAAGUAAAAUUGUGUAUGUUCUUUGCUACUACGUCUUAAGAUUUUGUAAAACUCAUAUUUUUUUCACAAUGUGAAACUGAAGGUCAAUAAAUUAUUAGAGAUUACCUCUC
Messenger RNA from Empidonax traillii (willow flycatcher), 5122 nucleotides. RefSeq names its product ectodermal-neural cortex 1 (gene ENC1). The transcript has 3 exons. The record is from RefSeq and is a predicted model, not a curated record. Gene Ontology annotation, molecular function: protein binding. NCBI's taxonomy places the organism in Eukaryota, Metazoa, Chordata, Aves, Passeriformes, Tyrannidae. Bases 210 to 1979 code for a protein of 589 amino acids.